CACACCCAAUACAAUACACAACUCUUCUUCACAUAAAAUCUUCGAUGGCAAUUCCCAAAUUUCUUGUAGCUUCAAUCUUUCUUGCUCUUCUAGCAGUCCAUGGAGUCCAAGCACUCCAAUCCAAUCAAGUGACUAGCAAAGUUGCACCAGAAGAUGCAUCUUCCUCAAAAAUUGAUUGCAAGAGUGCUUGUGCAGAGAGAUGCAAGCUAUCAAGCAGGCCAAAUCUAUGCAAGAGGGCGUGCGGAACUUGUUGCGCCCGGUGCAACUGCGUGCCUCCGGGCACAUACGGGAACUACGACGCCUGCCCGUGCUACGCUUCAUUGACCACUCACGGCAACAAGCGCAAGUGCCCUUAAUUGAUCACGUCGUUCUCGACGAUAAAAUUCUCUUUAUAUCUUGAAAUUCCACUUGUAUUAAUAUGUUUAUUUUGUAUUUUUUUUCCUCUUCUUAUCGUAUUCAUAUUCCUAUCGUGUGUAAUUUGAUUGUAACAUAAAAUAAAUAAAUAAAGAACAUGCAUGCGUGUAGCAACAUUUGUUGUGCACCUUGUUCAA
Salvia hispanica is the source of this 551-nucleotide messenger RNA. Its product is annotated as snakin-2-like. The record is from RefSeq and is a predicted model, not a curated record. Lineage: Eukaryota; Viridiplantae; Streptophyta; Magnoliopsida; Lamiales; Lamiaceae.